Molecule: messenger RNA, 1934 nt
Organism: Symbiodinium necroappetens
Lineage: Eukaryota; Dinophyceae; Suessiales; Symbiodiniaceae
Source: the annotation of a GenBank genome assembly
AUGCCCCUCAGCAUGGCUGCGACGGAUCCACAGAACGGGAAAUUAGCCGCGUGGGUGCCUGAUGAACCUCAAGCGGAAGGCGUCGAAGACUUGUUUGAAGUCAUUACUCUCGCAAAUGAAGCGGCAGUAAUGGAGUGCGAGUCCGCGCAAUUCAUCGUCAAAGCAGGAACGGACCAAACGGCCACUGAUGGCACUAUCUGUCGAAUAGCUGUUGUUACAGAGCCAACUCAACAUCUGUGGAAGCUGCACGUAUCUUUGUCCCAUGCGGUGGCAGACUCCCAGACGCUUUACAUGGUGUACAGAAUGUUGGAUGAACGCGCCGAGGUACGACCGCUGGAAGUCGAGCGGGUGAGUUUCAAUCCAGUUACGUGCUUGGGGCAAGUUCCAUUUCACGGCAAAUGGCUGUUCUUUAUCGUCAGACGCUUCGGCUUCUUCUUGACAGGUUUGUUCAAGGACACCAGGCAGGCCAGGCCGGUGAUUCGAGUCAGGUAUGUGCGGGAGGAGUGGCUCCGGGAACAGAAAAGCAAGCACAUUGCUGAAGUGGAUGCUAUGUAUGUUUCUUCUAGCGACUUGCUGACAUCAUGGUUCCUUUCCGUGACUCAGCCGGCCUGUGGUGUUAUGGCCAUGGACAUGCGGGAUCGGAUGCCUGGAUUGGGCAAGGCCCAUGCUGGAGUCUACACCACGCUCUUAAUGUUCUAUCCUGAGGAGUACAAAUCGGCUGCCAACAUUCGGCGCUCCUGGUUCAAGCUCGCGUUUCGCAUUCGAACACUCGCAAUGUGCACGGUAUCGGGCGAGGAGCUGCCACCAGGUCCACUGGGGGAGGCGCUCCAAGGCUGCAAACAGCAGAAAAUGAUUCUCAUUCCGAUCGACGAGAGAAGGGUCGAGGACGAAGAUGGACGAAGCCUACACCUGUUUGCGCUGGCAGCAUUUGUGCUCGAGUCAGCCUUCGUCUCCGAGCGUCCUCUCAGUUCCGCCAGUGCCUCCACCGAUCUCUUUCCAGCGGCCCACUUGCCCCGCUACCACCAGCUGUUGGACCAGAGGGCGCAACAGGACCCCGCGCCCGGGCGAUCAUUGAGCAAGGCUGCUUUGCGCUGUGGCGACGAGUCCUACGACGACUCAGAUUUGCAACAUCUUUCGAAUGGUGUCGCAAGCCUUCUGCGUGUCUUCGAGUGCAAGGUGAUCGCAGCGCACAUGGAGGACGACAACAUCUUCUUGGCCCCUCUCCUGCUGGGAGUGCAGAAAGCCAACGCGAUUUUGCUUCCUCUGCGCACCUCCUGGGAUGGUGCCAAGGUGGAACGCAUGUUGCAGGAGUCGAGUGCAUCCCUGGUCGUCACGGGUGACCUUCCGACCAUGUCGCGAUAUAACUUGUCUUGUCCAGUGACGGUUCUGUCCGCCAGCGAAAUGGAAGCGACAGCACUGAGUCUUGCUCGUCAAGGAGGGCUCGUCAUCGAACAGGCAACCCAGCAUGAGUGCUACUAUGCGGAUGGAGGUGCCGGGGGAGGCACCGUUCCUGUGAGUCACCAGAUGUUCGUGAAUCACUGCAAUCGAAUGAUCAAGGAUUUUGCCAUUGGCGCAGAUGCUCGUGCAAUCUACUGCAGCGAUGGCAUUGACACCUUUAUCAACGAGGUCUUUCCGGUCCUCAUGGCGGGCGGCUGUGUGGAUAUUCUGCCAGAAGACGGACAGGCCAAGCAGGCGGCGUUGGCGCGCGCAAUGUCGGAGGGCUCCGUGACCCACAUGGCCGGAAACGAAUCCAGGCUCGACUCGAUCAAGAGUGUUCUGGCCGGCAGCAUUCGCAUCAGCGCGGGCAAGGUACAUCAUCUGCUCGGUCCGACUGUGCACAUGUUGAGAGGCGAUCGCUGCUCUCUGAAGAGAUCGGAGGCAUACGGCACCAGUACAGUGGAGGCUUUGUACGCCCCCCACGAGGGUGAUGAAAG